Molecule: messenger RNA, 1322 nt
Organism: Numida meleagris (helmeted guineafowl)
Lineage: Eukaryota; Metazoa; Chordata; Aves; Galliformes; Numididae
Gene: AGA
Product: aspartylglucosaminidase
Exons: 9
Coding region: 16-1101 (361 amino acids)
Biological process (GO): protein deglycosylation
Cellular component (GO): lysosome
Molecular function (GO): N4-(beta-N-acetylglucosaminyl)-L-asparaginase activity
Source: RefSeq, a predicted model, not a curated record
CCCGGCCCCACGCGCAUGCGCGGUCGUGAAGGCGCCGCGGGGCGGAGCGCGGCGAUGGCGGCGGCGGGUGCCGUGCGCCUACUGCUGAUCGGGGUGCAGCUGGUGGGCCUGUGUGGGGCUGCCGGCACCGCGACCGCCACUCUGCCCAUAGUCAUCAACACUUGGGCGUUUAGGAAGGCCACAGAGACAGCAUGGAGAACGUUACAGUUGGGUGGUUCUGAGCUGGAUGCUGUUGAGAAAGGUUGUGGUCAGUGUGAGAUUGACCAGUGUGACGGGAGCGUGGGAUAUGGAGGAAGCCCAGAUGAAAGUGGAGAAACAACACUGGAUGCAAUGAUUAUGGAUGGCAACACUAUGGAAGUUGGGGCAGUUGCAGAUCUCAGACAUGUGAAAAAUGCAAUCGGUGUAGCACGAAAGGUCAUUGAGCACACUAAGCAUACAUUAUUAGUGGGAGAGUCAGCCUCCCUGUUUGCCGUACGCAUGGGGUUUCCAUAUGAAGAUUUAACUACCCAAAGAUCUCUUUCAGUGUUUUCAAAGUGGCUUAAUCAAAGCUGUCAGCCAAACUACUGGAAGAAUGUGGUACCAGAUUCUUCAAAAUCCUGUGGACCAUAUAAGCGGCUUGAAAAAGUUUCAUUUGAUGAAGGGACCAUUUCACAAAGAAACGUUCAUAAUCAUGAUACUAUUGGUAUGGUUGUAAUUGGUAAGAGUGGAACUGUUGCUUCUGGGACAUCUACUAAUGGUGGCGUCCACAAAAUUCCAGGCCGUGUAGGAGACUCUCCAAUAGCUGGAGCAGGAUCCUAUGCCGAUAGUACAGCUGGAGGAGCUGCAGCUACUGGGGAUGGUGAUACCAUGAUGCGCUUCUUACCCAGCUAUCAAGCAGUGGAGUAUAUGAGGAUGGGAACAGACCCAACAAUAGCCUGUCAGAAAGUUAUUUCCAGGAUUCAGAAGUAUGUUCCAAAGUUCUUUGGUGCCGUUAUAUGUGCCAAUACAACUGGAAGUUAUGGUGCUGCAUGUAAUAAAAUUCCAGGAUUCACUCAGUUUCACUUCAUGGUUUUUAGCCCUCUGCAAAGUCAGCCAGCUGAGCAAGUAGUAGAUUGCAUUUAAUUUCUUUUACCCUAUUAACAUCUAAACUUAGAGGGGGAGAGUGCUAAGAUUCCUAAGGCAUCACUUUUUAAAAUGUUUCUUCAGUUUCGUUGUUUCAUAAUAGUGUGAACAAGUAUAAAGAUAUGUUGAUGUGGAAGCUUCACUGUUUUUAGUGUGUUCUGUUCUCAUAUUGUGUAGUGCCUCACCACUCUUUCAGUAAAAAAUUUCUUCCUAACAUCUAA